AUGCCAAUAGAAGAGAGUGUUUCGCUGACAAAUGAAGGGAAUUUUAGAGCUCUCCUUCAAUAUCGUAUCAGUGGAGGAGAUUCAGUUUUACAAAAACAUCUGGAAACAGCGGCGAAAAAUGCAACGUAUAUUAGUAAAACGACACAAAAUAUCAUUAUUUCGUGUAUUAAUGAUUUAAUUUCUCAACAGAUUAUUGCUCAAGUGAAAGAAGCGCGAUUUUUUACAGUAAUGUUAGAUGAGACUGCUGACAUCGCAAACGUUGAACGAGCAAGCAUAUGUGUUCGAUAUGUCUACAACAAUAUGAUUAAUGAACGUUUUUUAAAAUUUGCUGCGGUUAUCGAUCCAACGGGAUUAGGUUUAGCGACAUUAUUAUUACAAGAAAUUAGUUCAUUAGGUCUCGAUAUGAAUAAUUGUGUGGGUCAAGGUUAUGAUGGUGGUAGUGCAAUGAGUGGAUUACAUAAAGGUGUUCAAGCCAUUAUCGCACAAAAAUAUCCUCGGGUCCUUUACGUUCAUUGCGCGUCACAUAGUUUCAAUUUUGCCAUUUCUGACGGUUGUGAUUUGAUAGCUGUACAAAAUGUACUUGGAAACAUUAAAAAAAUUUAUAAUUUUUUUCGCUUGUCAAGCGUUCGUACUCAAAUAUUAAAUAAUAACACAACGAAAAGCAAAUCGACUAAAAAGAAACUGAUUAAUAUGUGUCCUACUCGCUGGAAUGAACGACAUGAAUCUGUUCAAACAUUUUAUUCACUAUACGAAUCAAUAGUUGAUUCACUCGAUGAAGUAACUGCUAUUAAACCUUCUGAUUCGUUGUCAUUAGCUAUCAAUUAUCACUCAGCAUUAAUUGGAUCUGGUUUUAUCAUCACGUUGCUCACAUUAAAUAAAUUAUUAUUAUUUACCCUUAUCAUUUCGAAAAAUUUGCAAGAUAAGUCAAUCGAUUUAAUGCAUUGUAAAGAUGCGAUUGAAGAUAUACUAUUUAUAUUGAACAAAAUACGAAAAGAUCCGGAUGUUGAAUACGAUGACAUUUUCGAAGGAGCAAUAGAACUAGCUAAAUAUACUGAUUCAACAAUUGAUAUACCUCGCAUAACCAAACGACAAGUAGGCGAAGAAACCGCUUCUGUAAAUAAUGUGCCAGCUAAAGAUGCAAAAGAACACUUCAAAUUGAAUUAUUUUAUUCCAAUUCUCGAUUAUUUAAUUACAUCAAUAACAGAUCGUUUCUCAGAUCAUGUCAAACAAGCAUUAACAAUAUCUUCACCAGCGUAUUUAAAAACACUCAAUGAAUUAAUACCAGCACUUCAGUUAUAUCAUGAUCUAUUACCCGACGGUGGUAAUAUGGUUAUUCAUCAAGCAGAAUUUUCACGAUGGAAAUUAAAAUGCGAUAAUAUGACCGAACGACCACAAACAGCUGUUGACGCGUACAAUGCAUGUGACGAAAAAUUCUUUCCCAACGUCAAAACGUUACUUCAAAUCUUCUCCACGUUACCGGUCACAACAGCGUCCGUAGAAAGGACAUUCUCUGUUUUACGUCUUAUUAAAACGUACCUUAGAUCAACUAUGAGUGAACAACGUUUAACAGGGCUGGCAAAUAUGUACAUCAAUAAUAAUAUCAAUAUUACGGCUGAUUCGGUAAUUGACGAAUUUUCAAAAUCUCGUCGUAAAAUUAAUUUCAUAAUUUAA
Didymodactylos carnosus is the source of this 1671-nucleotide messenger RNA. The record is from the annotation of a GenBank genome assembly. NCBI's taxonomy places the organism in Eukaryota, Metazoa, Rotifera, Eurotatoria, Philodinida, Philodinidae.